AUGGUUAACGAAAUCGUGAACAGUUUGUCAAACAUACAGGAGAUUUUAAAUGACAAACAAUUGCAUUCAGUUAUAGAUCUUUCAUUAAAUGGACAGACUGAUUGGAAACUGACAGGUGCAGAUGUACGACCGGCGUGUGAAGGACUCGCUGGGUUUCUUGGAGACCAUCUCAGGGCUUCUUUGCAGGUGAUGGUGAACGGGUCCAUAGAGAAGAUACACCUGUUCAUAAAACGUGUACCGCCUGGGAACAAACCGAAAGCGGAUUUUAUUGAAGCCAAUCAUUAUUUCAGACGGGAGCAACUGAUGUUUCAAUUAAUUGAUGAGAUGAACGCUGGUAACGAACCAAAUUCCUGGUGUGCAAAAGCAUUAUUAUACAACAAAUUAAUACUCGUAAUGCCAGACUUGGGUGUGCAGGGAUACACCACUCGUCCCACAUUGCAAACUUUUGAUUUGCCACACGUACUGGUCACCACCACGACCAUCGCUCGUUACCAUGCCGACUUACUCAACUAUCAGACCAAGAAACGCAUCAAUGGCAACAAAACAUGGUCGUUUCUCACAGAAUACGAACAUGAACUAUUGGAACCGACUUUUAAAGACUCUCCGUGGAUUCGUUGCGCUGCUAAACUAACGUCAAACUUCCUGAGAGUGUUUUCAAAAAAAUAUAAUAACUUAGCAAAUAUGGAGUCGAGGCUAACGGAGCUGUUUAUCAAAGCUUGUAAUAGCUUUAAAGAAUAUAAUAACACCUUGAAUGUGUUGAAUCAUAAGGAUUUGUGGGCGAAUAACAUCAUGUUUCGAUACGAGAAUAGUAUUCCUUGCAAUGCAUUGCUCAUAGAUUUCCAAUGCUUACGGUAUGGCCCACCGGCUUUUGACGUCACUCUGUUAUUAUACUGCACUACUUCUAGAACCUUCCGGAAGCGAUACGAAAGUAAUAUCUUCCAUCAUUACUACACAGUCUUCUCGGAGCGUCUUGAAGACUGUGCCAGAGAGGAAGUGACGCGUUUGGGAUACGACGAGAAGGAUUUUUUGAAUUGGUGCGAGAAAAGUCGCAUGUUUGGACUAGUGUUCGCGGUUACUGUGUUCCCGUAUGUGUUAAUGGAGCCGAGAACAGCUCAGAGGACGUUCGAUGACCCGGAGACAUAUGACAGGUACUUGGGAGAAGACCGGACGGAGCCCGUCAUGUCGCACUGCCAUGAGUCCGCAGAAUACAUGUCGAGACAACUGGAAGUGUGCGAAGAGUUCGUUGAGAGAUACGUCUUGAAUAAGUAUUGUAAAUAA
Messenger RNA from Achroia grisella, 1278 nucleotides. RefSeq lists its product as uncharacterized. Lineage: Eukaryota; Metazoa; Arthropoda; Insecta; Lepidoptera; Pyralidae. Bases 1 to 1278 code for a protein of 425 amino acids. The record is from RefSeq and is a predicted model, not a curated record. The transcript has 2 exons.